Molecule: messenger RNA, 1728 nt
Organism: Acanthosepion pharaonis
Lineage: Eukaryota; Metazoa; Mollusca; Cephalopoda; Sepiida; Sepiidae
Source: the annotation of a GenBank genome assembly
AUGUGGCCAGCUCUCACUGCCUACCUACCUGACCAACAGGUAGCCAGUUGUCUUGUCAUAGCUUUUGAUGAUUUUAUUCUGAUUUUUCCGCUUCUCUCUUUUUCUCUUGUCAUCCUUUUCUUUAUCUUUCUUUUUCUCUUAUACUUUUCUUUUGCUUUUUCUCUUGUCAUCCUUUCUUUCCUUCUAUCUUCCUUUCUUGCUAUUCUUUUCUUUUUCUCUUGUCAUCCUUUGCUUUUUCUCUUUUUUAUCUUGCCAUCCUUUUCCCCUUCUCUCUUUUUCCUCUUGUCAUCCUUUCCCCUUUUCUCUUUUUCCUCUUGCCAUCCUUUUCCCCUUUUCUCAUGUCAUCCUUUUCCCUUUUUCUCUUUGCUGCUUGUCAUCCUUUUCCCUUUUUCUCUUUUUCUCUUGUCAUCCUUUUCCCCUUUUCUAUUUUCUCUUGUCAUCCUUUUCCCUUUUUCUCUUUUUCUCUUGUCAUCCUUUUCCCUUUUUCUCUUGUCAUCCUUUUCCCUUUUCCUCUUGUCAUCCUUUUCCCUUUUCCUCUUUUUCUCUUGUCAUCCUUUUCCCUUUUCCUCUUGUCAUCCUUUUUCCCCCCUUUUCUCUUUUUUCUCUUGUCAUCCUUUUUCCCUUCUCUCUUUUUUUUCUCUUGUCAUCCUUUUCCUUUUUUCUUUUUUCUUGUCAUCCUUUUCCCUUUUUCUCUUGUCAUCCUUUUCCCUUUUCCUCUUGUCAUCCUUUUCCCUUUUCCUCUUGUCAUCCUUUUCCCUUUUCCUCUUUUUCUCUUGUCAUCCUUUUCCCUUUUCCUCUUGUCAUCCUUUUCCCUUUUUCUCUUUUUCUCUUGUCAUCCUUUUCCCUUUUUCUCUUUUUCUCUUGUCAUCCUUUUCCCCCUUCUCUCUUUUUCUCUUCUCAUCCUUUCCCUUUCUCUCUUUUUCUCUUCUCAUCCUUUUCUCCUUUUCUCUUGUCAUCCUUUUCCCUUUCUCUCUUUUUCUCUUGUCAUCCUUUUUCCUUUCUCUCUUUUUCUCUUGUCAUCCUUUUUCAUUUCUCUCUUUUUCUCUUGUCAUCAUUUUCCCUUUUUCUCUUGUCAUCAUUUUCCCUUGUCAUCAUUUUCCCUUUUUCUCUUGUCAUCCUUUUCCCUUUUUCUCUUGUCAUCCUUUUCCCUUUUUCUCUUUUUCUCUUUUUCUCCUUUACCCUUUUUCUCUUUUUCUCUUGUCAUCCUUUUCCCUUUCUCUCUUUUUCUCUUUUUCUCUUGUCAUCCUUUUCCCCUUGUCUCUUUUUCUCUUGUCAUCCUUUUCCCCUUCUCUCUUUUUCUCUUGUCAUCCUUUUCUUUUUCUCUUGUUAUCCUUUUCUUCUCUCUUUUUCUCUUGUCAUCCUUUUCUUUUUCUCUUGUUAUCCUUUUCUUCUCUCUUUUUCUCUUGUCAUCCUUUUCUCUUUUUAUCCUUUUUCUUUUUUUGUACUCUUUUUUCUUCUUUUGCACUUCUUCUCUUCUUAAUCAUCAUUGCUCUUCUUCUUUCUCCCAUUUUAGUGCUUUUCUUCUUUCUCUCUUUUUCUAUUUCCCCUUUAUUUUUCUAUUUUUUGUUUUUCUCUUUCUCUUUGAACCUUUCCCAUACACUUAAGACUUCUGUUAUUUCUUUUAUUUUUAUUUCCUUUCUUCAUCUUUUUACUCCUUUCUGUUGUUUUUCUGUCAUGUUUUUUUUUUUUAUUUAUCUUUUAAUAUACUUUUCUCUUUUUUUUUUCUGA